GGAUCGGGGAGCGCUGCGGCGGUGGGAGGCGUGGAGCCCGGCCCGGGGCCCGAGUGGACUUGUGUGUGUGAAGGGGAGACCCAGAGCGCUGCCCGGCGCCCGCCCUGUGGCCGCACGUGGGCGGGAGCGGCGGCCCGAGAGGAGCUCCAGGAGAAGGAGGAGGAAGAGGAGGGACGCGCGGCGGCGCAGCGGGGACCCGGGGCCGCCCGCGCGAAGCCCCGCCCCGGCCGCUGAGCCCCUCGCGGGCGGGCGGGAUGCCCCGCGGCUGCCGCACUUUGGCCGGAGCGCUGUCCUGAGCCAGCCGGUUCAGCAUCUGCGGCGAGUGCGGCGAGCGCACGGGCGCCGCGGGCGCCAUGGAGCAGUGGCGGCAGUGCGGCCGCUGGCUCAUCGACUGCAAGGUCCUGCCGCCCAACCAUCGGGUCGUGUGGCCCUCGGCCGUGGUCUUCGACCUGGCGCAGGCGCUGCGCGACGGCGUCCUCCUGUGCCAGCUGCUGCACAAUCUCUCCCCCGGCUCCAUCGACCUCAAGGACAUCAACUUCCGGCCACAGAUGUCCCAGUUCCUGUGUUUGAAGAACAUCCGCACCUUCCUGAAAGUCUGCCAUGACAAAUUUGGACUAAGGAACAGUGAGCUGUUCGACCCCUUUGACCUCUUCGAUGUACGAGACUUCGGGAAGGUCAUCUCGGCUGUGUCCCGACUGUCACUGCAUAGCAUCGCGCAGAACAAAGGGAUCAGGCCUUUUCCCUCAGAGGAGACCACAGAAAAUGACGAUGACGUCUACCGCAGCCUGGAGGAGCUGGCCGAUGAGCAUGACCUGGGCGAGGACAUCUACGACUGUGUCCCGUGUGAGGAUGAAGGGGACGACAUCUACGAGGACAUCAUCAAGGUGGAGGUACAGCAGCCCAUGAAAAUGGGCAUGACCGAAGAUGACAAGAGGAGCUGCUGCUUGCUGGAGAUUCAGGAGACAGAAGCCAAGUACUGUCGGACCCUGGAGGACAUUGAGAAGAACUACAUGGGCCCCUUGCGGCUGGUGCUCAGCCCGGCAGACAUGGCGGCUAUCUUCAUCAACCUGGAGGACCUGAUCAAGGUGCAUCACAGCUUCCUGCGGGCCAUCGAUGUGUCCAUGAUGGCAGGGGGUGGCACCCUGGCCAAGGUCUUCUUGGAGUUCAAGGAGCGGCUCCUGAUCUAUGGGGAGUACUGCAGCCGCAUGGAGCAUGCCCAGAGCACGCUGAACCAGCUUCUGGCCAGUCGGGAGGACUUCAGGCAGAAAGUGGAGGAAUGCACGCUCAAGGUCCAGGAUGGCAAGUUCAAGCUGCAAGACCUGCUGGUGGUCCCCAUGCAGCGGGUGCUAAAGUACCACCUGCUGCUCAAGGAGCUCCUGAGCCAUUCUACUGACCGACCUGAGAGGCAGCAGCUCAAAGAAGCACUGGAGGCCAUGCAGGACCUGGCCAUGUACAUAAACGAGGUGAAACGGGACAAAGAGACCCUGAAGAAAAUCAGUGAGUUUCAGAGCUCCAUAGAAAACCUGCAAGUGAAACUGGAGGAAUUUGGGAGGCCAAAGAUUGAUGGGGAACUGAAAGUCCGGUCCAUAGUCAACCACACCAAACAAGACAGGUACCUGUUCCUGUUUGACAAGGUAGUCAUCGUCUGCAAGAGAAAGGGCUAUAGCUAUGAACUCAAGGAGGUCAUCGAGCUGCUCUUCCACAAGAUGACAGACGACCCCAUGCACAACAAGGACAUCAAGAAGUGGUCCUACGGCUUCUACCUGAUUCACCUUCAAGGGAAGCAGGGUUUCCAGUUCUUCUGCAAGACAGAAGACAUGAAGCGGAAGUGGAUGGAGCAGUUCGAGAUGGCCAUGUCAAACAUCAAGCCAGACAAGGCCAACGCCAACCAUCACAGCUUUCAGAUGUACACGUUCGACAAGACCACAAACUGCAAAGCCUGCAAGAUGUUCCUCAGGGGCACCUUCUACCAGGGCUACCUGUGCACCAGGUGUGGCGUCGGGGCACACAAGGAGUGUCUGGAGGUGAUGCCCCCCUGCAAGAUCAGUUCUCUGGCAGAUGUGGAUGCGUCUGGAGCAGGACCAGGUCCCAAGAUGGUGGCCGUGCAGAAUUACCAUGGCAACCCUGCCCCUCCUGGGAAGCCUGUGCUGACCUUCCAGAUGGGGGAUGUGAUUGAACUCCUGCGAGGCGACCCUGAGUCCCAGUGGUGGGAGGGUCGGCUGGUACAGACCAGGAAGUCAGGAUAUUUUCCCAGCUCCUCUGUGAAGCCAUGCCCAGUGGAUGGAAGGCCACCCAUCAGCCGACCGCCAUCCCGGGAGAUCGACUACACUGCAUACCCCUGGUUUGCAGGCAACAUGGAGAGACAGCAGACAGACAACCUGCUCAAGUCUCACGCCAGUGGGACCUACCUCAUCAGGGAACGGCCCGCGGAGGCCGAGCGCUUCGCCAUAAGCAUCAAAUUCAACGAUGAGGUAAAGCACAUCAAGGUGGUGGAGAAGGAUAACUGGAUCCACAUCACAGAAGCAAAGAAGUUUGAAAGCCUCCUGGAGCUGGUGGAGUACUACCAGUGCCACUCGCUCAAGGAGAGCUUCAAGCAGCUGGACACUACACUCAAGUUCCCUUACAAGUCUCGGGAGCGUGCUGCCUCCAGGGCCUCUAGCCGGUCCCCAGCUUCCUGUGCUUCCUACAACUUUUCUUUUCUCAGUCCUCAGGGCCUCAGCUUUGCCCCUCAGGGCCCCUCCGCUCCCUUCUGGUCAGUGUUCACGCCCCGGGUCAUCGGCACAGCCGUAGCCAGGUACAACUUUGCAGCGCGGGACAUGAGGGAGCUCUCUCUACGGGAAGGCGACGUGGUGAAGAUCUACAGCCGCAUCGGUGGGGACCAGGGCUGGUGGAAGGGCGAGGCAAAUGGACGGAUCGGCUGGUUUCCUUCAACGUAUGUGGAAGAGGAGGGCGUCCAGUGACAGCAGGAGCGUGGACAGGACUUGCGGAUUUUCUUGGGAGAGUCUCCCCAGCUCUGAAGUCCAUCUCCCAUGACCCCCAGGGGAAAUGCCUGCCAACCUUCCAGUUGUCGACAGCCCAUAGGGAUCGGGAGGGUGUUCGAAAUCCUAAAUGCAGACCGUUUCACCACCACCUGACCUUGGUGGCUUGUCUCUAGGUACCUUCCCUGUACAUAGAGGAAAUCUGAGCUAGCCUCACCCAGAGCGCCAAGGAGAGGGGGCUCCAGCAGCAUUAUCAGACAGGCCGUGGGCGACAGCUAAGACAGAAGCUCACAGUUUGCCCCUCUUGCUGAGAUGGUUGUUAGGAGCCUCAGAUUAAAUAGCGGGGUGGUGUCCGAGGGCGGCCCCUCGACUCAGCCGCCCGUCUUCUCUGCUGCUCUCAGGGGAUUCAGGCCUUGAGAGGCAGACAGGACCAGAGUCAGGCUGCUGCCGCAGCCCCACUCAACCCAGCUGUGUGGGGACGCAGAGAAAGAGAGCUUGUGGGUUCCCUAGACUUCCCCUGACUUCCUUGCGUCCCUCCACACUAGGGGCAUGCAGAGCCCCACUGGGCAGGUCCCUGUCUUGGUAGGGGCCUUAGGAAUGAGGACAUCACCACCCCACCCCACCCCUAGUCAAUGGUACUGCUCUUUGCCUCACUGAGAACCCCUUUUCUGAACCCUGGGAAUGUCUGCCCUGCUGCUGGGGAACAUGUUUUCUGUCAACCCUGAAGAGCAGGGGAGAUGACAGGGCUCCCUUCGCCAGGUCUCUGCCACCCACCUCCCUCUCCAGGAGUCCUGUCUUGGUCUCCUCCGUCCUGCACAGUGGUGCUGGCUUUUGCACGAGAUGUCAGUACUAGUUCUUGGCAGGUCUCCCCUCCCCGCAAGGACUCCUGCAGCCCACAAGCUGAGCCUGUGGCCAACGUGAAAUAAGUGCUCUUGGGUGACUCCACCCGGUCCCCCAUCCCCGUCCCCCCCAGCCUUUGGCCCCUGACUGGCUUGCCUAGCCCUGUUUCUGUACCCUCCUGUUGUGUAACACCUAGCAAGUCUGUCUCCUGUGAGCUCCCUGCCAAAGCUUCUGGGGGACCCGGGCUUCCUAUGGCCCCUUCUCUUGGGCCAGCCACCCAGCCCUGGGUGAGGAAGAGGCCCAGCUGAGGCUGGUACUGGGGAGGCUGUCCCUGCUGAGGGUGGGACUGGCACCACACUGCACCUGGCGGGGGAGGACUUAGGUUGGCCUGUGGCCUCCAGGCUCGGUGCCCAGGCCCAGCAUGCCAGGCAUGGGGAGGAGUUGGGGAGGGUCAGGAGGUGGGGAGCAGUGGGAAGAGAAGACACCCUGCCAAGGCUUGAGAAAUGAGAAGAAAUGGUGCAGGUUGGAGGGGGUGAAGCGUUGGCCUCGGAGAGAGCGCAGUCAAACCCUUGUGAGUCAGGUGCACGGAGCACUUUGUGCAGGACCCUCGGCUCAGCCAGCCCAGCCACGGGCCCAGGACGGCAGGGGAGGAAGCCAGUCAGCCCCUUCUGUUUACGUCGUCAGAACGUCCUCGUGCUUUCGUUUUGGGGGUCUUCUGUUCUGUUGUGUUUUGUUUGGCCUGUUUGUUUUCUAAGGGGAAAAAAGUUUGUAAUUAUUCCAUCCACAUCUCCCAUUAUAUAUCUGUGAAUAAUAAGAGAUUUUAUAAUAGCAAGAAAAGGAUGUAUAUUUUAGUUUGUUGCAAAACAACUCAUCAUGAUAACGAAGGACACUGAAAAAAAAAUUUAGAACCCUGGUUUUUGUGAAUGUUUUGCUUUGUGUUUGUUUUGAAAUGUCUUUGUUUUGGUUUUGCACCAAGCAGGGUGGUGGGGAGGCCGGGGGCAAGCUGGGACACCGAUGUUUCUGCAGGAGGCAGGAUGCCCUCGGGGGACGGAGGACCUGAGGCCUGAGAUCAGCUGUGAACACUUAGGAGCCCAAUGCAUGCAAGUCAGGGAUGGAGGGGUCCCUCAGCCAGCGGUGACCCCAAACGGAGUACAAACUGUAUAUUUGCCAAUGGGUUUUUCAGACCACAGUUUAUACUGCAA
This is a messenger RNA of Castor canadensis (American beaver), 5020 nucleotides long. RefSeq names its product vav guanine nucleotide exchange factor 2 (gene Vav2). Lineage: Eukaryota; Metazoa; Chordata; Mammalia; Rodentia; Castoridae. The record is from RefSeq and is a predicted model, not a curated record. Gene Ontology annotation, molecular function: protein binding; guanyl-nucleotide exchange factor activity. Gene Ontology annotation, biological process: cell migration; regulation of GTPase activity; intracellular signal transduction. Gene Ontology annotation, cellular component: cytoplasm.